AAAUUUAUCUUUUCAAUAAUCAUAUUUAACUUUUUUUUAUGUUAUAAAUUGUUAAAAUUUAAAUCAUGAUGAUUGAAAUUACAAGUCCAACGCUUUAUUUACAGCUUCUGUGAUUAUUAACAAUCAUACUAAUAACUUGGAUGAAAAACAUUUCUAUGACAAAUUCAGGAAUCAUGGAAAAAAAAAAAAAAAAACCCAAUGCUGUCUUAUCUUUUGCCCUUACAUAUUCUCUUUUAAAUUGACCAUCAAGGCUUUAGGCGUUAACCAUGAUUUAACUCCCUCCUCCAUAAGAAGAUGAUUGCUAGUGCCGGGAAUAUUUUGGCUACUUCCAACUGAAAAUUAAUAUCCUAAAAUGUUGUGGAAGUAGCAAAUUACUGUCGGACAAAAGCAUUAUUCACCCUAUAUAUGUGAACAUUCAUCUUCAUUCGCAUUUACCAAGUUAUCUUUCUUCACUGUCUUUUAAUUAUUUACUGCAACCGAACAGCAAUGGCUAAAUCAAUUCUGUCACUUCCCAUUCUCUGUCUUCUGCUCCUUCUGUCAUUUAACUCUGGAGGGCUGCUGAAGUUGGCCAAUGGACAGACAAUCUCCUGUUUUAAACAGGGAAAAACAUGGUGUGUUGCAAAACCUUCGUCCAAUGAUACAGCACUAGUUUCCAGCAUAAACUUUGCCUGUUCUCAACUUGGGACCCUGGGAUUCAGCUGCAACUUGAUACAAGAAAAUGGAAUCUGCUACUACCCCAAUACUAUCAUCAACCAUGCAUCUGUAGUCAUGAAUAAUUACUACCAAGCCUUUGGCCGUCACAUCUGGGACUGUGACUUUGGCGCCUCUGCUCUCAUCACUGUAUCUGAUCCAAGCUAUGGAAGCUGCCUGUAUCCAUCAGUGCUUUGAUAUGCAACAUAUAUUUGAAAGGGUUUCUGGGCUUAGUUUAUAAUAAAAUGUAGCCAAAGUCUUUAUAUUCCUUCCGUGUAUUCUUUUCCGUCAAUAUAUUUGUUUACCUGUAGCAGAUUGAAUUCCAUAGCUGGUGCUUUGGGCUUUAAUCUAUAUAUGAUACACAGUUCCAUGAAUGAAGCAAUAGUUAUAUUUGAUCAC
Molecule: messenger RNA, 1089 nt
Organism: Durio zibethinus
Lineage: Eukaryota; Viridiplantae; Streptophyta; Magnoliopsida; Malvales; Malvaceae
Product: major pollen allergen Ole e 10-like
Source: RefSeq, a predicted model, not a curated record